GACGACGUUCAUAGUCGGAACACUGUUCACACGGCAAUACAGUACACCAAGCUGGGGUGUCUUUCAUCGUGGGACAUAUAUAUAUUUCCAUGUCGAGUACACCGAUUUGUGCCCGUCAUAUAUAGGCAAUAUUCAGACUUGUUCUACAUUACUGGUGAGAUAGCGAGACUUCGUCUUAAUGUCAGAUUGUAACUGCUGCUUCUGCUACUGGACAUGGAUCCUGACAGCGCGGAAGAAGCCAUGGCCGAAUUUAGGGAACGACAUUUGGGGGGCUGGGGUAUCCUGCAGCUGACAGCUGGCACUGGCCUGGCUGUUUAUGCCAUGUGGGUGGGCUUGAUUAUGCCAGGCUUCCGGAGGGUCCCCCUAAAGUUACAGGUGCCCUAUCUCCCAGCCAGCAGAACGCAAGUGAGAAAUGUAAUGGCUCUGCUGCGAGGCCGGUCAGGAAGCCUUGCCGAUUUGGGCUCAGGAGAUGGUAGGAUUGUUCUGGAGGCAUAUCGACAGGGUUUUCGUCCAGCUGUAGGAUAUGAGCUCAAUCCCUGGUUGGUCCGCCUGUCCUAUUUUCAUGCCUGGAGAGCAGGGCAUUAUGGGAAGGUGUCAUAUUUACGGAAAGACCUUUGGAAGGUCAGCCUGGCCAAUUGUAAGAACAUCACUGUGUUCUUGGCUCCAAGUGUGCUGCCGCUGCUCCAGCAGAAGCUCCUGGCAGAGCUGCCGGACGAUGCCCUAGUGGUGGCUGGCCGCUUCCCCUUUCCUGAUUGGAGGGCUUGCAGGGUGGAGGGCGAGGGUGUGGAUCGGGCCUGGGCCUACAACAUGCAGGCCCAGAGAGAGCAGCAGAGUCCCAAAGAGCCAGCUAGCCCACAGCACGCGUCUUAAUGCCAGAUCAGCUCUGAAGCUUUGUGGGUCUGGAUCUGUCCUCGCAGCUCUCGCGUUACACUCUGCUCACCAAGACGACGUCAGGUGUCUUGGGCCUGGUUUGCUGUAUUUCACUGUAUUUGUUAAAUUAAUGAUUUUGACUUUUUAUAAUACUGUACUUUUCAUGGAAUUCUUCCACCAGUCAUACUGUUGUUUUUAAAUUAUUUUAGACUUUACUAUUACAGUAAUUUUUGGACGUUAUUUUUAGACUGAUUAUUACAGUUUGUAUCUUAGACUGGCUAUUACAUGUUAACUUGCCUUUUUGUUCAUUUUCUUGGGCUGGUUUUAAUAUCCACAAAUGUUUUGCAGCUUAUGGAGGCUGUUUUGUGACAAUAUUAAAUAAAUAAAUAUGUAAUUUAAAUGAUUAUUUAAUUUCAUUUCAUAAGGUUCGAGUCCCCGCCUGGGUCACAUGUGUGCGGAGUCACAUGUCACAUGUUCUCCCCAUGUCGUUGUGGGGUUUCCUCUGGGUACUCCGGUUUCCCCCUACAGUCCAAAAACAAGCUGAGGCUAAUUGGAGUCACUAAAUUGCCCGUAGGUGUGAAUGUGUGCGUGAAUGGUGUGUGAGUGUGCCCUGCGAUGGGCUGGCCCCCCAUCCUGGGUUGUUCCCUGCCUCGUACUCAUUGCUUCCGGGAUAGGCUCCGGACCCCCCGCGACCCAGUAGGAUAAGCGGUUUGGAAAAUGGAUGGAUGGAUGGAGGUUACAAAACACCCUCCAUAGCAGCUUACCUUUAUACUGCAGAAAAAAAGUAAUUAAAACACGAAAUAACCUAGCAACUUACCAUUUCGCUUUGAUUGUUUAACUAGCAUUUUUUAAAUAAAAUUAUGAAUAAUUGGA
This is a messenger RNA of Brienomyrus brachyistius, 1743 nucleotides long. RefSeq names its product adenine nucleotide translocase lysine methyltransferase (gene antkmt). Gene Ontology annotation, cellular component: mitochondrion. Bases 214 to 870 code for a protein of 218 amino acids. Gene Ontology annotation, molecular function: protein-lysine N-methyltransferase activity. Lineage: Eukaryota; Metazoa; Chordata; Actinopteri; Osteoglossiformes; Mormyridae. The transcript is spliced from 6 exons. Gene Ontology annotation, biological process: regulation of mitochondrial ATP synthesis coupled proton transport; positive regulation of proton-transporting ATP synthase activity, rotational mechanism; peptidyl-lysine trimethylation. The record is from RefSeq and is a predicted model, not a curated record.